CCGCGGGGCGCACGCGCAGAUGCCCUUAGAACCGGAAGCAGCCUUGGGUCGGGCAUGGCGGCGGCUGCGGAGGGCGUCCCGGCGACGCGACGGGAGGAGCAGCCACCUCGAGAUGAUGCUGCGGUGGAGACAGCCGAGGAAGCAAAGGAGCCUGCCGAAGCUGACAUCAAUGAGCUCUGCCGGGACAUGUUCUCCAAAAUGGCCACAUAUUUGACUGGGGAACUGACAGCCACCAGUGAAGACUACAAACUCCUGGAAAAUAUGAAUAAGCUAACAAGCUUGAAGUACCUUGAAAUGAAAGAUAUUGCUAUCAACAUCAGCAGAAACCUGAAGGACUUAAACCAGAAAUAUGCUGAACUACAGCCAUAUCUGGACCAGAUCAACAUGAUUGAGGAGCAGGUGGCAGCUCUGGAGCAGGCAGCCUACAAGCUCGAUGCUUAUUCAAAAAAACUGGAAGUCAGCAGGGGGCAUCGGACCCCCUGGAAUUGGAGUUACAAGUGGUCCUGAGCUGUCAUGCCAGCGGUGGGAAUUGAACCUGGGUCCUCUGGAAGAAUGGCAAGUGCUCUUAACCGUUACUGAGCAACCUCUCCAGCCCCUUCGAUUUGAUAAAGAGUACUUAGCAUGGUGAUACAACAUCUGUAAGCCCAGUACUCCCGAAGCUGAUGCAGGAGGAUUGUAAAUUUGUAUUUAGGUCAGGUUAUACAAUGAGCAUAUCUCAAAAAACCAAAACCAAAUAAAUCAAGCUUAAGGAAUUUAAAUAUGUAGUAAGUAGCAUUUUCUGUGGUUACUGCCUUAGAAGUUCUGUUUGGAAUGACCUGCAUGUAUUGUAUACUUUAUUCACUACAAGGUGAUUUUUUUUUUUUUUGUCUUUGGUUUUGUUUUGUGAGACAUCGUUUUUCUGUGUAUCCCUGACUAUCCUGGAACUGACUGUGUAGACCAGCCGCAAAUUCCCAGAGAUCCACCUGGCUCUGUCUCCCGAGCCCUGGGAGCACAAAGGCCUUCAUCGAUAUUCGAGGCAGCUUUUAACAGUUUUUGUUAAAAAUUCCCACUUUUGAGGGAAGGGAACGGCGGUUUAAGAGGCAAAGUAACUUGCUUAAGGAUACGAAGCCGGUAACGCACGCAGAAGAGCCGUAAGCCAGCUGCCUGUUCCAGGGCCGAGCUCUCUGCUGAGGUUCACUAUGCUGAAUGACGAAGCAUCACUUUUCUCUAAAGAGCUCUUAGUAUUGCUUGCCUGCUCUGGCUGUUAGCUACCUGGUAAAGCUUAAUGAACGUACUCUUUCCUAGAUAGCUUUUACAGGUUCUUUUAUUUUUUGCUAUUGCUUCUGGUUAACUGCUUCAAGAGAGUGGUUUGUGGGGGCUGGUGAGAUGGCUCAGUGGGUAAGAGCACCCGACUGCUCUUCCGAAGGUCCAGAGUUCAAAUCCCAGCAACCACAUGGUGGCUCACAACCAUCUGUAACAAGAUCUGACUCCCUCUUCUGGUGUGUCUGAAGACAGCUACAGUGUACUUACAUAUAAUAAUAAAUAAAUCUUAAAAAAAAAAAAAAAAAAAAAAAAGAGAGUGGUUUGUAAGUCACCAUUUAGCAGAGUAGUGAUCAACAGUCAGUUUCACUACUUACCGUUACAUUUAGUAAUCUUUGCUGUGAACCUCACCAUAUAGAAGGCAGCACACCAAGGGGUUUUGAGAUUUUAAAAGACAAAAAAGGUGUGGUGGCAUAUGCCUGUAAUUCCCUGGGAGGUGAGGCAGGAAGAUUGGGAGUUCAAGACUAGCUACCCAGGCUGUUAGAAAAUUUGUUACAAGAAAAAACAAAUCACAGUACUAGGCUUAUUUGACAACGUUUUAAAUCUAUUCAGGCCUUUGUAUCUUUCCAAAUUGCUUUCCUGAAGUGAAAGAUACCAAUAAGAACAUAAGGGGCUGGAGAGAUGGCUCAGCACUAACUGUUCUUCCAGAGGUCCUGAGUUCCCAGCAACCACAUGGUGCUCGCAACCAUUUUUAAUGGGAUUUGAUGCCCUCUUCUGGUGUGUCUGAAGAGAGCGACAAUGUUCUCACAUGCAAUAAAUAAAUAAACAAACAAACAAACAAACAAAUAAAUAAGAAUAUAAAACGACCAGGAAUGAAGCUCAAUUGACGGAUGGCCCACUUGCCAUUCAUGAUGUCCUAGGAUUAACAACACCCAAGUCCUCAUCACCAGGACACUAAAGAUGCCCAGUCCUGGGUACCUAUCCAGUGCUGGACAAACAGGGAAUGGACAUACAUGUCUGUAAUUCCAGCGCUGAGGAUGUGGAGGAAGGACAGUUAGAAGGCCAAGGUCGUCUGUGGCUGCAUCGUGAGUUCGAAGCCAGCCUGGGGUUUGUGAGAGCUGUGUAGGCUGCAUGGAUGCCGGGUAGGGGUAGGAAGUAGAGAGUUGCUCUGGGCUGGCUCCAGAGGCUACCUGGGAUCGUUCCUGGAAGGUUAGUUUCUAAAGUGUAGUAAGGCUGCCAGUAGGGCCAGUGCCAGUGGGUCCUGGUUCAUUCUGUCUGAGCUAUCUGAGCGUGUGUUAUUGAUACAGUUAGCAUUUAGUGUGUGUGGUCUGGGCUCACAGUCAGUGUUUGUGUUUGACUCCUUGAAGUUGUGCGGACCCGUGAUCUCCUUAUUUGUGCAGAUGACGAGACUGAAGUUGCUGCCUUAAGAAUAUAAUGGGCAUAUUUGAACUUGCUUGAAAAA
This is a messenger RNA of Mus musculus (house mouse), 2701 nucleotides long. RefSeq names its product biogenesis of lysosomal organelles complex-1, subunit 2 (gene Bloc1s2). Gene Ontology annotation, cellular component: BORC complex; centrosome; gamma-tubulin complex. The transcript is spliced from 5 exons. Gene Ontology annotation, biological process: extrinsic apoptotic signaling pathway via death domain receptors; mitochondrial outer membrane permeabilization; lysosome localization. Gene Ontology annotation, molecular function: gamma-tubulin binding. The coding region runs from base 55 to 507 and encodes 150 amino acids. NCBI's taxonomy places the organism in Eukaryota, Metazoa, Chordata, Mammalia, Rodentia, Muridae. The record is from RefSeq and is a predicted model, not a curated record.